AUCUUCACGUUUUAUUACGCAAAAAUAUAUUUAAUCUUUGUAGGUCACAAUUUUUUUUUGCUUUUCUUCUGGUCAUAUAUGGGUCACAAUAUCUAAUCGCAAUUUUAGCUAUCUCAAAGCGCUUGAAAAAAUCUACAAAAAUUUAUAUAUAUAUUCCUUGACAUCUAUAAAAAAUGAUCAUGUACAAUAAAAGUAAAAAAAUAAAUUUUAGACAUCUUUUUUAUUGAUUAGGGACUUCAGGAUAUUGUUAAAAUAUCGGUAGGAUCAAAGUGAGACCCAUAUGUGAUCUAUUGAGGGUCACAUAUCGAAAUUUGAAAGAGUUUUAUUUAAAAGACAAUACUCUUGCACCAGUCCCAUCCCUCCGUGAGACAGGUGCAACGAACGAUUACGAGGGAAUGAAACACGGAACGCCAAUAUAUGACGUCGCUCGGUAUACGGGCGCGCGUGUUACGCGCAAGCGUCCCGACGUCAUCGUCUCGAUGGAAAUACGGAUGCAGGUGCCGUAGGACUGAAGGCGAGGGAGGAUAAGAACGUGCGCGUAAGCUCGUGCGGGUCGAAAACGGGCGCGAAUAUAAAUCGUAAAUACUUUUAUCGAGCCUAUUUAGUGUCCUAUAAAAAAAAAAAAUACACUAAAAAAUCAGAAAAUUUUACAAUAAUGUUGAUCUCUACAUGUAAUAAUUAUCUUUAACGCGCGAAUCAAUUGAGACGACACGUGCGGGUGAUACUCGAUCGUGACGAGUAGCUACCCCGGGCGAGUAUCUAGUGUUUGGGAGAGAGCGCGGCGUCGCGACGCCGCGUCGAGGAGGGCGCACGUCAGAGAGCGUGACAGACGACAGAGAGAGAGAGAGGGGGAAGGGAGAUCGUACGUGCAAUAUAUACACAUACGCGCGGAUAGUGAAGGACGGCGGAGUUGCAGCCGUGGGGCGUAAAUACGCGCGACUCUGGGUGGACUCGGUGGAUUCGGUUAGUACUUUGGUAGUUUUGCAACGACGACGACAACGGUGGCGGCGAGUCAGCUCCUCGCGUUCGAAUCGAUAAUUCGAGCGCGAUCGUGACGGUUAAAGGACUCUUGAGAAAUCAUCCUCCUCCUUCUCCUCCUUUCGCGGAAUAUACGCGUAGGAGUGAUAAGACCUCGCACCCUGACCAUCGAUACUCUGUAGUUGUUUUAUUAACGUCAUAUAUUAUCCAUAUCCGGCGCAACUGACGUACGUCUUCCGGCUGGAGCGGGGCUCGCGACCACGGUGGACGACGAGGACCAUGACAAACAACGACCAAGGGACAAUGAGAAACAGACCGCGUAAUCUGCAAGCGCGUCGCAGGAGAUGGCCCCUGCGACUGGGUCUGUUCCUGAUUUACAUCCUCGUACAGUAUGUCGCCUCCGCGAGGAUCACAUCAUCCGAGACGACGCUCAUCUCGAGUUCCAUGCAAUAUGAAAGUUUGAUGUCGGAGCCCACAGAAUCUUCGAUUACCUCCACCGAGGAAGCGAUAGAGGUAUCAUCGAUGGUCUCGUCGGUCGUUGAGGAGUCGGAGAAAAAAAUUCAUACCGAGGUAUCUAAAAUUGAAAAAGCGUCGUCGAGAAGACACGGAGAUGCGAAAGCAUCCGAGAAGGCGAGUGUGCGAGAUCAAAAGGAGGAAAAGGAGGCGUUGAAGAAGGAAACCGAGACAUCUCCGUUGAAACAUGUUCAAAGCAGUAGCACCACGGUCAUUCCAACUAUUCAAACGACCCAAGUGACGAAGCCUUAUCCGUACCCUACCGUGAGACCGCGAAGAUCCAAUUGUUCGGCGCCCGCCAUAGAACAGUUUCCACAACCGUUGAUGGGCCCGGAGGCUAGAAAACACGGCGGGCUCAUAAUACACGUUCUAGUCGCAAUUUAUACAUUUUUGGGCCUCGCUAUAGUAUGCGAUGAUUAUUUUGUCUCGAGCCUGGACAGAAUCUGCGAAGAAUUAAGACUGUCUCCCGAUGUCGCCGGAGCCACCUUCAUGGCAGCCGGCUCUUCCGCGCCCGAAUUAGCGACGGUGAUCAUCGGUGUGUUUUUCGCCAAGGAUGACAUUGGAGUGAGCGGCGUUAUUGGCAGCGCCGUUUUCAAUAUAAUGUUUGUUAUAUCGAUUUGCGGCCUAUGUUCCGCUACCGCCUCCAAAUUAAAUUGGUGGCCUCUCUGUCGAGACUGUUUUUUCUACGCCGUUUCGAUUCUCGUCAUGCUCGGCACUAUUUACAACGAUUCCAUAUCUUGGCCAGAAGCUCUGUUCAUGCUGUUCAUGUACGGAGUUUAUUGCGUGGCGCUUUCAUUCAACGUUAAAUUGGAACGUUGGGCAAAGUCGUACAACAUUCCAUUUCUGCCAAAAGACGACGAACCUGCCGAGGAGAGCGCCCUGGUGAGUUACAGGUCCUUACAAGAGGAUCGGUUAUCCUAUACCGGCCCUAACUCGCCAAUUACCGAGCAAAUAAAGAAUCAGGAAGGAAAUGGCGUUCAAGAAACGACCGAGCAACAGCAACAACAACAAUCAGCACCGAAACAGCCCGAAUACUAUAAAGCAAAGGAACCGGAUCCCAAUGAAGUGUCGCCUCUCGUGAUGCCGACGGAUGGUAGUAAAUGGACCUUAUUCACCUGGGGUCUCGUGUAUCCUAUCCAUUUUAUGUGCCGAGCGACGAUGCCGGAUUGCAGACAAGAGAAGUGGCGGAGCUGGUAUCCCUUCACCUUCUGUAUAUCGAUGAUCUGGAUCAGUUUCUACAGCUACAUAAUGGUGUGGAUGAUCACAAUUAUAGGAAGCACUCUGGGCAUUCCCGACACCGUGAUGGGCUUGACUUUUGUUGCCGCUGGCGUGAGCGUACCGGAUGCCCUUUCCUCGCUGGCGGUCAUAAAGGAAGGUCUCGGCGACAUGGCGGUCAGUAACGCCGUAGGUAGCAAUGUCUUCGACAUUUUGGUGUGCCUCGGUCUUCCGUGGUUUAUACAGACUGCCAUGAUACAGCCUGGCUCGCAUGUAAACGUCACCAGCAGAGGUUUGACGUAUUCCACCAUUUCUUUGCUAUCGACGGUGGUAUUCCUAGUGCUGGCAACACACUUGAAUGGAUGGAAGCUAGAUCGGCGAUACGGCGUGGUCUUGAUGAUCUGGUACUUGAUAUUUAUCGUGUUUGCGUCGCUCUAUGAACUCAACGUCUUCGGCGAAAUGAAUCCUCCAGUAUGCCCCAGCAAGUUCUAAUGCAAAAUACGCCUCGUUCGUUUCCGACCUUUGCUUUGCUCAAACGCGGAACGAUCGUCCGGAACUAAGAGUCGUCGUCUCGGCCGAUCGGAUCGCGAACGAUGACGCGCGCACGGUAUCGCGGUAAACGCUCAGCGACUUCGUUCCCUUCAUCCUUCCCCUUUCUACUUGAUGAGCGAAGGUGAACGAGAAGACGGAAGAAUUUAGAAGCUAGCUGCAUGUCGGAACAAGUAUAGUCUUUAGCUUGCUGCGGAAUUGAAGUGACUGUUCCAAGUUUUUUAGGUAAGAAAAAAAGGGCUUGAGCUUUCUUUCUUUCUGGGCUGUUGUAGAGAGAAUGCAGACAAUACGUGCUCGCGCGUGAGUACACAGGCAUUGUAUCCUAUUGGUGCUAUCGAAAGUGACGAACGAGUAUUUUGCUUGCUUCCGUUCGCGACUACGAGUUCGAUCGAUACGGAUUUCUCACAGUUGAAUGAAAGUACAGGCAAGUUACGAUUUUUUCCAAGCAACGAAUAAUUCAAUCUCUCGGGAUACAAGAGCUCUCAAACAGACAAUACAACUGUACCAACAUUAUAGUCACUAUACCAGAGUGUAUUGACGGUAUAGCGGACAGUUGUUUGUUAUAAUAAAAAAUUGGCGUGUUUCAAAUUGAUCGUUGUAAAGUUUCAACUCUCUCAAAUCUUAACUCUUAGCCACAGACCUUAUUAUGUAUGUCGCGCGCAAGACUUGUUCGAAUCGAGGUACAAGAUGUGAUACGUUUUAUACAGCCAUAUCGCGCAAAUGCCUGAGUACCAUGGAAGGAAUGCGUUUUGACAAUUAAUCGUUUUAUAUAUAUCCUAACAUUAUAUAGACUAAAAAGAAAUAGUAGAUAUAUACGGCUUGUUAGAAUAGAUCUUAGGAGCGUCAUGUCUGCGGCUAAAUGUUAAGACUGUUAACCGUGUUCUACGAAUAUCGAUAGAAAUUGAAAUUCAUGUUUCUACGGAACGUAAGAGUUGCAAGUUUUUUUUAAAAAUUGUUAUCGCAUUUGCAACACAUAAGCGUGAUCCUUACAUCUUUUAUUUGAUUUGUAGUUUAUUUGAUUAGUGCGAAUUUUUUCAAAUACAUUUUCCAUCACGCGAUAUAUAUAUAGUGCAUUGCGUGAAAUGUACGCAAUGAAAAUAAGAAUUAUUUUUGUGCGCCUCGAAAUAUAAUUUAUUAAAGUGAUUAGGAUUUUUUGUCGUUCAAAUGCUACCGAUAUUCAAGUAAGUCGAAAGAGACGAGACUUCGCGAGAUCAAAGGAAAUCCCUUGUUAGCGUGAGUGUGAGCGCACGUAAGAUCACAUUUUUCUCGAAUAUCAAAUGACAAUAGACAUUUUAAAGUCCGUGCGAAAACAAAAACUAUUCUCAAAAGUAAACGGAAUUUUCCGAGAACGGAGGAGCAAGCGAAAUUUCAUUCGUGACAAAAAAAAGAAAGAGUGACGAGGAGGGAGGGGCAAAGGGAGAGUUGGUUUUCUCCACAAGGGCGAACGAGCGCUGAAAGAGACAAUAAUUAACGCAGCCUUAUCCGAUGAAAGUAUCUACAACCAACACUAUAUACUGCGCGUUCCUUGAGACCGAGGGAAACCUCGCACGGGGUAUAAUCGGCGUAUCUCUCCGCUUCCGGGAUCCUUUGAUCUUUCGAGCGCGCCGGGAUCAGUAUCGAUGGCAAGUUUAUUAAUUCCGCGACGGAAUUCUCGCAGGGAAAGAAAUUGAAGAAGCGAUGGAAAUAUUGAAAUAUGAAAAGAUAUUAUAUAAAAACGUCAAAAUAAUGAUAUGUAUUCGGUUAAAAAUAAUAAAAAAAUGAAUGACUUGGAACUGAUAGGAAUGGGCUGCGAAUAAUCGACGUGACAUUUAUAUAAAGCUUUCUUUUUAUAUAUAUUGACUUAUAUAUUUUAUAUCCUGCGAGUGCUCCGUCGAUGUGGCUCGUUGUUUCUUUGAAUCGAAUAAUCGCGGAUACGCGAUCCGUCAGAGAUCGCAAGGAUCGCGCAGACGCUUUAUAGUGUGUGAUUAUAAAAAUAUCUAGCGUACAUAUAUGUAAUAUAAUAUAAUAUAUAAUAACGCGAAGGCUUAGAAGAGAUCUCAUACAAUUAUUAAACGUUCAACGUGUUUGUUCACUACGUUUAUCCGUUAUUGUUAGCGCGUUAGAGCAAUGAGAAUUAUGCAUAUAUAUAAAUACGAUACAGCGUUUCGAUGCGUUUGAUGUUGAUGAUGCUCGGGUUACGGCAAUUGGAACUAAUACGAUAAAUUAUUGCUUUAAUAAUCCGCGAUCGGCCAAAAUGAAAGUAUCUUUCUGAAUCCGAGCAGCAUCUCGGCAUUGAAACGCAUCGACGCAUCGGCUUCCAGGAUUUAGGAAGCGCCGAGAUCGAUUUUUUAGUAAGGCGCCUUUUAGAUCUACGUUAAGCGGACCAGUCACGCUAUCGAUUUCGCGGAUCAUCGCGGUAUCAAUCGAUCGCACAAUCCGAAAAGGAAACAUAAACUUCUUGUUUGCAUAUAGGAGAAGCGAAAGAACAUUCGUCAGAGGCGAAGUACUUAAAAUUUAGGCUUUUUAAACGGCAAUGAUAUUGAUUUACGAAAAGAUAGUCACGAUGUGACUGUCAAAGACUUACUAAUCGGAUUCUAAGAUUCGUGAGGUUUCCCUUUUUUGAGGAAACGAGAUCAUCCCUGCCGCUGACGAAUGAAAGUUGCAAAGAUUCGCGGGUCCGCAUCUCGAGCAUCAACGAAAUGGAACGUAGGGAUUUAAGUUAUGUUAAGAGAUCUACCAGUCUAAUUUUUCCGACGACCUUCCACCUAAAACGGCUGAACGAUCGUUCGGGAACCGGUGUCAUUAGAGUCAAUUCACUUUGUGACAAUUAAUUAGAAAGUAGUAUUAGAGAAACGCGGGGCGAGAGAGAGGAGAGGCGCGUCCUCUUCUUUCUUCGGGUCGCCCGAUCAAUUCGACGGUGUCCUUAAUAGCGUGUAAUCGAAGUCAAUAAUACCUUUUUAGAUGUUUCUCUUUCAUAAUUCCAUAAAUCGCCCGUCCUCUAUAAUGUUUCCUGUUUACGUCCAGCGGUUCCCGAAUCGUAAUCGCGCGAGAAAGUCGAUGACGUAUUUGUUCCGCACGUUAUAUUAUACAUGCACAGAAACACACGCAAGCAAGUACUCUUGUACAAAAAAAAAAAGAAA
Messenger RNA from Formica exsecta, 6374 nucleotides. RefSeq names its product probable sodium/potassium/calcium exchanger CG1090. NCBI's taxonomy places the organism in Eukaryota, Metazoa, Arthropoda, Insecta, Hymenoptera, Formicidae. Gene Ontology annotation, biological process: calcium ion transmembrane transport; intracellular calcium ion homeostasis. The transcript is spliced from 9 exons. Bases 1258 to 3198 code for a protein of 646 amino acids. Gene Ontology annotation, cellular component: membrane. Gene Ontology annotation, molecular function: calcium channel activity; calcium, potassium:sodium antiporter activity. The record is from RefSeq and is a predicted model, not a curated record.